AUGUCAGAUAUCGACGACGAGUUGCUCGCCCUUGCUGGCGGUGACGUCUCCGACGACAGCGGAGAUGAGGCUAUGGACAUGAGCAGGGACGAUUCCCGCUCACCGUCACCAGAUCCUUCGAGGAAGAAGGACACGUCCGCCAGGGGACCGGCGAAGAAGUCAGUGGGCAGGAAACGUGGUAGGAGUGAUGACGAGUCGGAGGAUGAAAACCAGGCCUUGGCGCCGGGGUCCCCGGACUCCCAAGCUUCUGCCCCCAUGGACGAAUCAGACUCAGACUCGGAUGCCUCGCCGGCGAGGCGUAGUGUUGACGAUGAGGUGAACCAAUACCCUGUCGACGGUCUCUUCCGCGACUACGAAGAGAAGGAGCAGAUCAUGAGCAUGCGAGAAAUCGAAAGGGAACAGAUCCUGGCCGAACGUCGAGAGGAGAACGAGCGUAUCCGCCAGAACCGCAUGCUUCGUCAGCUAAAGGUCAACCAAGAGAAGAAACGCAAGGCAAGCUUAGCCGAGCUCGAUGAUUCGUCACGCAAGACAUCACGGGCUCGCACCAAGGCCGACGACAAGAUGGAUUCCCUCCGGCGGGCCCGGGAGGAACGCUCCAACCGCAAGGAGCAGCGGGAGCGGGAGAAUGAUCGUCGUAAGCGUUCGCCUUCGUACCGACGCAGCCCAGGCCGUGAUGAUAGCGAUGUUGAAUGGGAUGGCCCGAGCAAAAAGAAGCACAGGUCUCGUUCGCCAGAGAGCAGGGAGAGUCCACCUGCCGAGCUUCGAGACUUUGAGCGUGUUCGUGUUGGCCGUAGUCGCUUCGCUGAGGUUGCUUUCUAUCCCGGCUUUGAUGAGGCUCUCACAGGAUGCUUUGUUCGUCUGAACAUUGGUCCCGACCCCGAUACUCGCCAGGAUGUCUACCGUAUGGCUCUCAUUAAGGGUUUCACCACCGGUAAGGCUUACGCCUUGGAAGAUCAUCAGGGUCACCAAAUGGUUGUCGACAUGUAUGUCAAGGCUGCCCACGGCAAAGCCGUUCGCGAGUGGCCUUUGAUCACAUGUUCCGACCGAAAGUUCACAGACGCCGAGUUUAACCGUUACAAACAAGUCUGUCUCAACGAGGGCGUCCCCUUCCCGGACAAACAGACCCUUAUCGACAAGAUCGACGACAUCAACCGCCUCGUUCAACGGACUUGGACCGAGCAGGAGCUUUCAGACAAGCUCAAGCGUCAAAAUGCCCUGCAAGCCAAAUUCUCUGGUGCCCAGCGUGACUACAUCAAGAAGCAACUCGACAUUGCUCGCCAAGCCAACGACGAGGCUGCUAUCGCCCGCUACCAGGAGCGUCUUGAAAAGCUCGAGGUACCUCGCCUUGCCUUCCGCACCUCGCUUACCAAGAAGGACGGCAAGAAGGACCUGACCCAGCAGGAGAAGCUGGCGCUCAAGAACAUGGAGAACCGCAGGAAGAACGCCGAAGAGGUGCGCAAGGCCCAGCUCCGUGAGCGGGCCAGGGCCCGUCAAAUUGAGAAGAAGAUUGAGCGUGGCGAGGCCGUGCAGGAGGAUAUGAGCCGCAGGCUCAUCACACGACCCAAGUUUGUGCACGACUCGUCUGAGAAGCCCACGCCUAGUCCGUCCAAGGCUGGCACACCCGCACCGGGUACGCCAUCCAAGGCCGAGACCAGGAACGCAAACGGGGUGUUGCCACAUAUUGCAAAGUUGCAGGAGCAGCAUAGGCAGCAACAAAAGAAGAACGGCUUGCCGGUGAUUUCGGCGCCGCUGAUGGAUGAUGAGAUUAUUGGCGCCAUGGAUCUUGGUAUCGAUAUUGAGCUUUGA
This is a messenger RNA of Sordaria macrospora k-hell, 1806 nucleotides long. RefSeq lists its product as uncharacterized. Gene Ontology annotation, molecular function: DNA binding; RNA polymerase II C-terminal domain phosphoserine binding. Lineage: Eukaryota; Fungi; Ascomycota; Sordariomycetes; Sordariales; Sordariaceae. The record is from RefSeq and is a predicted model, not a curated record. Gene Ontology annotation, cellular component: Cdc73/Paf1 complex.